GCCAUGGCCUUCUAUCGCCGGGGUGGGGUGUGCGACCCCAAGCCCGGCAGGAAAGCUUUCGAGUUCGCGGUCAAGAAAGAGCGCAUUAGACAGUCUGGAAUGAUGCUGCGUGUGGUCGCCACGUCGUUGGCGACCGGGCUGCCGAAAUGGUGGCAAGAGACCGAUGAGCGCAUCAUCGAGGGCUGCGAGGCCUCCGGUGCGAUUGCACCACUGAUUUUUCCAAAGGAG
This is a messenger RNA of Symbiodinium necroappetens, 228 nucleotides long. The record is from the annotation of a GenBank genome assembly. NCBI's taxonomy places the organism in Eukaryota, Dinophyceae, Suessiales, Symbiodiniaceae.